This is a messenger RNA of Capsella rubella, 909 nucleotides long. Its product is annotated as mediator-associated protein 2. The transcript has 5 exons. NCBI's taxonomy places the organism in Eukaryota, Viridiplantae, Streptophyta, Magnoliopsida, Brassicales, Brassicaceae. Bases 128 to 793 code for a protein of 221 amino acids. The record is from RefSeq and is a predicted model, not a curated record.
ACGUCGUUUUGCGUGAGAAGAAGAGAGAGAUAAAUAAAUUUGUAACGGGAUUUAGGUCAUCGCCGCAUCGAUUUUUCUCCGGUUUUGCAGGUUUUGUGAAAUCGUGAGACCUGAUUUUGAGGAAGAGAUGGCAUUGGAUUACCAACCUAACGAAAGUUUCAUAGUCAAUAACUUCGAGCAGCUAGAAGAGACUGAAGUGUCCCAUUCUGACGAUGAGAUUUGGAUUUUCCAAUUCCCUAUAUCCCGAGGAUCUGCUUCAUCGCAGUUUCCAGAAAUAGGUGGUGACGAUAUCAAGAUUGAUGAUUUUGACAAAGAUGGAUCAAUUGGAGGAUUUGUGGAUUCAUCUGGUACCAAGUUUGACCUUGUUAGCUAUGCUCCUCAAGAUACUGAAUCUACUGUGAUUUUACCUUCUGAAGAAUCCGUGAUUGGUGGGAGUAUUUCUCGGCGAGUUGCGUUAGUUCGUUACCCUGAACCAACCGAGCUGCUUCAGACUAUAAAGGCCAGAAGCCAGCAGAAGCUUGUUGGAGCAGUGACGAGUUCCUCUGGGAAAUACUCUAACCCAAGUCAAAGUAGCCGCCAUAAAAGUGGACAGUCGGUUCGACACUCAGCUUCCUCACGUAGCAGCAAACAGAAGAGCCUGUUCUCCAGCUUCACGGAUGCUCCAAAGUCACCAAAAAGAAAACAUUCAGAGUCUGCCUCAGGUAAACAUGGGAACUCAACAAGUACGGUUUCAGGCUCUUCAGAACGAUCGGGAAAGUCCAAGAAGAAGAAGAAGGUGAAGAUGGAAGAGUAGUAAUUGUUCUUUAAAACAAGUGUUCUUGAUGGUUAAGAUGUUGAAUUUCGAAUAUGCAAACGAUAAACAUCCAGUAUUGUGUUCAAAUUUAUAAGUAAUCUCGCCUUACAUGAUUA